Protomyces lactucae-debilis is the source of this 567-nucleotide messenger RNA. Its product is annotated as putative endoglucanase. The transcript has a single exon. Lineage: Eukaryota; Fungi; Ascomycota; Taphrinomycetes; Taphrinales; Protomycetaceae. The record is from RefSeq and is a predicted model, not a curated record. The annotation marks the transcript as partial.
AUGCAACUCAAGCAGCCGCUUCCCAUCAAUUCAAAGUUUGACACGAGCAAUACAAACCCAGAUUACUCCAUGACUGCACCGCUGAAUGGCGAUGGUAGCAAUUUUCCCUGUAAGGGCUAUCUCAAUAGUCCCGGUAAACACAUCACAGCACAGUACACGGCAGGCGGCCAAUACAGUAUUGCUUUGGAGGGAACAGCAACGCAUGAAGGUGGAUCUUGUCAAUUGUCUCUGUCGUACGAUAAUGGCGCCACGUUCAAAGUCAUUCACAGUAUUGUUGGUGGCUGCCCACUGCAAUCUGGUUACAACUUCACAAUGCCUGCUGGCUUACCAGCUGGGAAUAAUGUCGUCUUUUCAUGGACAUGGUUCAAUAAAGUUGGCAAUCGAGAGAUGUAUCAGAAUUGUGCACUUGUCAAUAUUCAAGGAUCCGGUACAUCACAAUUCGUGGCUGCACUGCCAGCUAUGCAGAUUGCAAAUGUCGGCAAAGGUUGUGCAACAAUAGAGGGAACAGAAGUCGUCUUUCCAAACCCGGGACAGAGUAUUCAAUUUGGUGGAUCGUACAGCAAUGGU